Trypanosoma grayi is the source of this 1650-nucleotide messenger RNA. Its product is annotated as tyrosyl-DNA Phosphodiesterase (Tdp1). The transcript has a single exon. Gene Ontology annotation, biological process: double-strand break repair; single strand break repair. The record is from RefSeq and is a predicted model, not a curated record. Bases 1 to 1650 code for a protein of 549 amino acids. Gene Ontology annotation, molecular function: double-stranded DNA binding; 3'-tyrosyl-DNA phosphodiesterase activity; single-stranded DNA binding. Gene Ontology annotation, cellular component: nucleus. NCBI's taxonomy places the organism in Eukaryota, Euglenozoa, Kinetoplastea, Trypanosomatida, Trypanosomatidae.
AUGAAACCAUUGUGCCCCUUUUGGGUAAAUAAGGUAGAUGCACUGGAUGUUGAUUCGCCAUCUGCGCUAACGCUGUCGGAUAUACUGUACUGUAAUGUGCAGGACCAGGAUGAGGUUUGGUCCCACGUCUUGUUGGCAAGUUAUAUGAUAGACAUAAAUUGGAUUUUUCGAGUUGUGCCGUCCCUAUUGCAUAUCAAGGAGGAACUUUUAAUCGUUUCAGGUGAAAAAGGAUAUGCCAAGAAGUUUGCAUCAUCAUCAUCAGUCUAUGCAGGCAUGAAAAACGGUAGGGUCAAGGUUGUGGAACCCAAUUUGCCUAUUCCUUUUGGGGUCCAUCACAGUAAAUUUGCUUUGUGUGUGAAUGCUAAGGGCAUACGUGUAGCAGUUUUUACUGCUAAUCUAAUACCUGACGAUUGGACAAAAAAGAGUCAGGGAAUUUACGUACAAGACUUCCCGAGAAUUCGGUAUACAUCUGAGAAAGAUAUGGUAAAUUUCUUGCCAGGGCCCUCAAAGGAUACACGGGGAUGUAGAUUCAAGAAUGAGCUAUAUAAGUACUUGGAUCACUAUAAUGUGUUGUUCAGUGCAAGUGAUCAUGGUGGGAUCCCAAACACGCUUUUGGACCAAUUUGAUUUUGCUGAAGCUAGUGUCGAGCUCAUUGCUUCGGUUCCAGGGUACCAUCGUGGUCCUGAUGCAGGUUCUUUUGGGUUGGGUAAAAUUAAAAAGAUACUACAAAGUAUGAAUUUUGUACCACACCAGAAUAAUCAGCCACCUAUUUUGACAUGGCAGUUUAGCUCACAAGGAAAACUAACUGAUUCUUUCUUGACUGCAUUUGAAGAUGCGAUGAUAACUGAAGCCACCACUGAGAACCAGUUAAAGCAGUCUCGUCCCGUGGUUCAAGUGGUGUAUCCAACGGAAAAUGAAGUAAAAGAUAGUAUAGAAGGUUGGUGUGGGGGCCUUUCUUUACCUUUACAAUUGCAUUGCUGUCAUCCCUGCAUUAAUGAACGCCUACACAAAUGGGGACAACUUGCAAAGAAUUCUUGUUCAACGGGAACCUCACGAAGUCGGGUGUUGCCGCAUUUAAAAACGUAUAUGCGCCUAACCGAAAGGAAAGACGGACUAAAGUGGUUUAUGCUAACAAGCGCAAAUUUGUCUCGCGCAGCUUGGGGCGAAUGGCAAAAAAAUGGAACACAACUGGCCAUUCGCUCAUACGAGCUUGGUGUUGUGUACGACAGCAGCUCGUUUAUGAAACUUUCAGAAAAAGGUCUUUUUACAACAACUCCUUCUAAACCAGUACCCUUUCCAUCAUUCAUAGAAGGGGAUGGCUUGGUGGAAGUGUAUAUCGAGGGAGGGAAAAAUAAGGAAAUUCAAGAAGGACCUGCUUUGUUCCUGACAUAUGAUCCUCUGAAUCCAGACCCGUACGCAAGCACUAUUCAGAUGCGAGAGCGAGGUGCUGACUUUAAGAAUCAUCCUCUUUCCUCCCAUGAUAUUCCAUGGGUCGUUGACAUCCCACAUUUUGGAAGGGAUGCAUUGGGGAAAGAGAUACACGAGGCCAUAGGUGGUGAUGACACACAUGACAGAGUGGUGGAUGAUAAUUCGGACCGGAAGAAAACCAAAACUGCAGCUCAUUGGAGAAAGCGCGAUCGUCAGAAGUGA